Molecule: messenger RNA, 865 nt
Organism: Laetiporus sulphureus 93-53
Lineage: Eukaryota; Fungi; Basidiomycota; Agaricomycetes; Polyporales; Laetiporaceae
Exons: 2
Coding region: 359-604 (81 amino acids)
Source: RefSeq, a predicted model, not a curated record
UGCAACAUGCUCCCCUAGACCGACCCCACCGUCCGCGGCAGGCCACGAUCGCCCUCUGUGGCUGCGGAUGAACCCUCGUAGCCUCCUGUUCUCCUAAUAUUGCGCGACGUGCGCCGAAACAAACCAGCCUGCAACACAACAGCGUCAGAUGCGGCUAUUCAAGAGACGGUGAGCCGUGAUCACCGACCGGCCGCGCGAUGAAUACAGGAUGCGUAUGAGAUGACGAGAAUGGACCGCGGGACGCGACGGCUCGUGCAGAUGACACUCCUGCGCACGUUCUGGCGAAGGAGACUGCGUGUAACCAUGGCUUCGGCACGCAGAUCGCGAGCGCGACAGUCACGGUCGUGAUCAGUGCCCUAUGCCUUGCUCCGCAGUCCAAGGCCACGGACAGCAGGAGGGCGACGAGCGCAGGAGGGCCUGUCAAGGCCGAGCCACACGCGCUUGCAACCGAUUUUGGCCGUCUCUCGCCGCGCACUUUGUCGAUUGCUGUAUCCGCACAGCCAACCUCUCGCCGGGAUCUCCGUACACUCCGGGCAUCCACGCAUCUCGCGAGAUCGACGGCAUUCUCGGUGCGAACAGGGCGAUUGAGCGCAGGCUCAAGUGAAGGAUGGAGUUGCUCACCUUUGAACUGUUUCCCAGCACUUGCUGCCGGUCAGGUGAAGUCAUGGUCCACGCCGCGGUCGCGCACGCUCACUGCCUUGCCUCGCAGCAGUGCGGGCCCGACGCGCGGUCUUGUCUCUGAACGAGGCGGCACUGACGCACCGCAGCGCGAAGGGGCUGGUGAAGGACUGCCGACGGCGUGACCUACUUGAGACGCGGAGACGAACGAGAUGCGUGGAGAGUCGGACGGCAGGGAAUGGAUGGC